This is a messenger RNA of Mya arenaria, 3369 nucleotides long. RefSeq lists its product as uncharacterized. Bases 216 to 1163 code for a protein of 315 amino acids. The record is from RefSeq and is a predicted model, not a curated record. NCBI's taxonomy places the organism in Eukaryota, Metazoa, Mollusca, Bivalvia, Myida, Myidae. The transcript is spliced from 2 exons.
AUUUAAUAUUUUAAUAGUUUCGUUUUCGCCAUUGAGGCCAGAGGGUAUGUAAAAUUAAAGCGUUUGGGUGUCCCACUUCAAGUUUUUGGUACAUGUAAGAAUUAGAAAAGAAGCAAACAAGAAAAUAAUGUAAAGACAGCAUGGGGAAUGAUGAAGCAUAAAAUGAAUCACACCAUAUUGCAAAUAAAAACAGAUUGAGCUACUCAUUGACAGCCAUGGCAGACGUGUGUAUUCGGAUGUGUGACUCUAUGCACCACAUUCCCCUGCGGAUCCUGUGUGUCAUCAUCGCUCUUCUGCAAGGCAGCGUCCUCAACUACUACCUUGUGAAGCACAAGAAUGUCUCCUGGUAUGCCUGGAUAGUUGCUGACAUCGCAAUUCUCCUCUUGUUUGUGACAGCAUUUAUUAUUUCCUAUAAACACUUAAAGUUAGCAAGCAAAUCAUCACAACCUAAAGCCCCUAUACAAACAGGCUCCUUGCCUCUAGCUUAUAUUGUCUGGUUAGUUUACAGUGUUAUUCUUGCAGCAAGAGUUGCCAUCAUUUUUAGAGAUUUUGCCUGGCAAUUAGAUGAAGAGGACUUCUUUGGUCCGAAUACAUUAAAAAUCAACAUCUCAAUGGCUGCGUUUGUGUUCCUACUAUUGCUAUUAAGCCAUCAUGAUGCAGGAAUUGACUCGGAAAGAAAACAUGCAAUACUUGAGAUUACAGGAACUGUGGUCUUUGACAUUCUAGACUCAAUUGAUGUUCUUGACAUCAUGUUCGAGAAAUCAGCAGUAGACAACUUUCCAGCCCACUUGGACACAGCAAUACUGAUCAUCGCUUGCGUUAACCUAGUCCUACCGACCCUGCCUUUAAUGACACUCAGCAAGGCCCAUUUUGGCCACAGAUUUAUUCCACGUGAGAUUACUAUCCUGCACAAAAUAAUGAUAGUGUUUUUCGUGAAUCUCCCUCUACUGGCUAUCCGACUGGUGCUCUGGCACUUGUUAAGUUUGGACAUCUCCAUAUUUCCUGUGAAGAACCUUAUCGUUAUAUUUCUUGUAUUCCAUUACCUGUACGAGAAGCGUAGAGAGGAUCUUAAACGACAGGAGGCAGACAACACUGAUGGAGUGGAAGAAAACUGUGAGAUAGAAGGUCCAUCAAUGGAAGGGUUUAGGUUAAGCUGCAAGUGAUCAUUUGAACUCUUUGGGCAGUAAACGCUUCCAUAAGCUUGCAUUUACAUGUUUUCUUGACCUUUUUACCUUUUACGUGCAUGUAUAUGCAUUUUACAAAGCAAGGCUAAUGUAUACAGUGUGAAGUUUUAAUUCUAAAAUUAGCCUUUCAAUAACAUUUGUUUAUACAUGUAUAUUUUUGUUUGAAUCUUUAAUAUGUUUUAACUGUGCAUUAUGUUAACAUUUAUAUGUUCAACUUGUUCAUAUAUAAUUGAAAGAUUUAAAUGAAACUUUCUUUGUUAUUGAUAAUUUUUCUAAUAUGCCAUAGUCCUUAGCAUAAGUAUUAUUUUGUAGUAUUUAAGAAGUGAACCAUGUACAUGCAUGAUAUUUAAUAAUUUCAAAAUGUCUCAUUUAUAUUCUAGUUCAUAGUAAAGAAAUAUAAUCUAAGUACAAAAUUCAAUAAAAGUAUAACAUUUCAAUCAAUUGGAUUUUUUUGCUUCUGAAUGACUUUUUGUUCUUCAUGAACUUAUUAACAUGUAAAGUUAAACUGUAUUAUUUAAACUAUCUUUCCAAAAUAAAUAAAGAAUUUUCUGUAAAAAAAAAGAUUUCAGGUUUGUUUCAAGACGAAGCUCUUCUGUAGGUAAUUACACAAACUUGGGCUGAGGAUACCAAUUAAUGAUUACACACCAUUUUGAAAAGGUUGAAUUAUAUUAAGAAUGUAAUGAAGUAAUUUAUAUAACUUUUUCAGUUAAAAUAUCUGGAUCAAUUUUUGAGCAUUUUCCAUACAACAAGAUAGAGUAAAUUUACAGACAAUUUACAUUUAACACUUCUUGAAUUAAAGUGUGAAAAUAAGAUAUGGUUGUCGUUAACUGGUAAGUUAAAAAUACUUUUAUUACUGUUCAGCCCUGCUUUAAGUUUCCAGUAUUAAAACUGCAAUUGUAUGUUAACUGCUCUUGUUCAAGUAAUUUCUUUCCUUCAUUGAUGAUUUUUGAUAUUAAUGAAAUCUUGCCAUUUUAAUGUGGGCCAUGUCUCGACUCAUUUGUUCUGUAUCUUGUGAAGAAUGGAAUGAUGCCUUUGCCACUGCAUUUACCCUCUAUGUGUUCAUUGUAUAUGAGUUUGUUAAUGUGUUCACAUGUAUUGUGUAUAUGCCUUUAUUGAAGUGCCUGCAGCCGUAUUCAUAAAGCAUCUUAAGUCAUUUCCUAUCUUAAGGCGAUUUCUUAACAUUUUCAUAGUCAAGUUAAAAGAAAUGUGUAACUGUUUUUAACACUACUGUAUGGGGGUUAUCAAUAAGGUCAAUGAGAAUAAGAUAUUUUGGAAAUUCAGCAUUUUUUGUUUCAUAUGCUUAACGAGAUACUCAAAUUAGGAAAUGACUUAAGAAGUUUAAGGUGUACCACCCCUGAGGUGUAGCUCAAUAGUGUUAAAUGCCACUGUGUUUGUUCAGGGUCACUAUUCCUUUAGUCAGAUGACAUUUUAUGUUUGAGGAGCUAAUAGUUAUAGUUAAAGGAUCUAAGUUUAAUCAUCUUAAAUAUAUAUACACAUCACUUCCUUAACUUAUUUUUAUUUUUAUGCUUUCAUCAAUUCAAAAUGCACUGAUAAGUACCCAAAACAAAAUAUGACACUAAGAUAUUUUCAAGUUACAACUAAGGUCACUAUUGAACGAUGACUGCUCUAGCAAAUUAAGAUCAUUAAAUACAUUUGCACAUUCAUUUAUAUAAAUGUACAUUCUCGGCAUAGUUUGUAUUUUUAUAUGACUCUUCGUUAAGUACAGUUAUUUGUAGUUUAGGGCUGUUCUUUAUGUUACUACUCAUAAGUGCAUUAACAUUCACAUUUUCUGCACUAAAUUCUUUCCAAUCGUCGUACAUGCAUCUUAUCUUUUUGCCAUUUUAUCAUUGAACGAUUAUUUUGAUUUGGAUAUUUAGUAUGUAUGUUUUUAAAUUGAGCUCACAUUUGCAAUUUGAAAGCCUAAUUAUGAAGUUUUAUUUGAUUGUUUUAUGUGUGUAAAAUAUCUUGCUUUCUAGGAUUUAACAUUGGCCUUUUUUAUUUUUUUCUGUUGUGUAAUAGUACAUGUUUAAACAUGUCAUAGUUUUAGUAUACUCAUACACAUGCAAUGAACUUUCCCAUGCGGUUUGUAUUCGAUAAUUAGCCGUGAUUUGCCUCUGCAGUUUUGCUGGUUUAGCCCAAUAUGAUUCUGCCAUAGAUUACAAUAAAGAAGAAGUUUUCUAAACUA